Talaromyces proteolyticus is the source of this 685-nucleotide messenger RNA. RefSeq lists its product as uncharacterized. NCBI's taxonomy places the organism in Eukaryota, Fungi, Ascomycota, Eurotiomycetes, Eurotiales, Trichocomaceae. The coding region runs from base 50 to 589 and encodes 179 amino acids. The transcript has 3 exons. The record is from RefSeq and is a predicted model, not a curated record.
GGAACAAAUUAUUCUAGAACUCUGAUCUUCCCUUUGACCCUAAGUCACCAUGAAGAUCCCUUCCGCUCUCUACGGGGUGUUGUUGCUUACCACCAAAGCUAUAUCGCAUCCGCUUGGCGAACAGACUAAUGAUGGAAACACUAUUACUCUCUACGGCUACAAUGAUAGUACUAUUCGACAGCUCUUCUAUGCUGAUGGUCUCGCAUACUUCGGGGACUCCUCUGCUUGGACUGGCUCUGUUGUCACUGAUGUGACUUUUGACUACUCAUCCAACCCUGGAACAUUGUCGGCCAAAGCGGUAACAAAUGGCGUGACACUCCCCGAAAAUACCCUGCUGUAUAUCCGUCCCGACACCACGACCCCUCUGCCGUUAGGCUUUACAGGUAGUAGUACCCCCUCUGGUGUCGUAACCGAUAGGUGGUCCUUUUACGAGACAUACGCCUUCUAUGAGGAAACCAACGGGAACGAGCUUCAAUAUUUUUACGUUAAGGAAACAGAUGUGACGGGAAUUUGGCAACUUUACUGGGAUCCUGUAGAUGAACUUAGUGGCUAUACAAGGAUUAUCCUUCGUGAUUAUAUUCCCGAGUGAGGUCUUCCUCAUGUUCAAGGAGACUUUCUCUUAAGACACCAUUUGUGUUUUUCUUAAUGGUGAAUGAUUCCUAAAAGGAAUGGGGGAGGGGGGAAG